AUGUUAUUCAGAUCCAUUUUUAAAAGAUUUUCAACUGAAGAAGAAGAGAAUAAGAAAAAGGUACUUGCUAAAACCAAUAUGUUAUGGUUCUUUUUAGUAUCUGCUUCAUCAUUUAUCAUCUAUACUGUUUUUCAAAAAAGAAAAUUAUUAGCUCCAGCUUCAGCUUAA
Molecule: messenger RNA, 168 nt
Organism: Dictyostelium purpureum
Lineage: Eukaryota; Evosea; Eumycetozoa; Dictyosteliales; Dictyosteliaceae
Exons: 1
Coding region: 1-168 (55 amino acids)
Source: RefSeq, a predicted model, not a curated record